This is a messenger RNA of Suncus etruscus (white-toothed pygmy shrew), 720 nucleotides long. RefSeq names its product glutathione S-transferase Mu 2-like. Gene Ontology annotation, biological process: glutathione metabolic process. NCBI's taxonomy places the organism in Eukaryota, Metazoa, Chordata, Mammalia, Eulipotyphla, Soricidae. Bases 64 to 720 code for a protein of 218 amino acids. The transcript is spliced from 8 exons. Gene Ontology annotation, molecular function: glutathione transferase activity. The record is from RefSeq and is a predicted model, not a curated record.
CUGAGCAUAAAGCCAGAGUUCAGUUCGGCAGAGGCCUCUCCUCCAAGACAGAAAACCUGCACCAUGACUAUUACCUUGGGGUACUGGGACCUUCGGGGGCUGGCUCACUCCAUUCGUCUGCUCCUAGAAUACACUGACUCCAAGUAUGAGGAGAAGAAGUACAAGAUAGGAGAUGCUCCUGACUAUGACAAAAGCCAGUGGCUGAAUGAAAAAUUCAAGCUGGGCCUCGACUUCCCCAAUUUGCCCUACUUAAUCGAUGGGCCUCACAGGAUCACCCAAAGCAAUGCCAUCCUUCGCUAUUUGGCUCGCAAGCACAACAUGUGUGGGGAAACAGAAGAGGAGAAGAUUCGUGUGGACAUGUUGGAGAACCAGACUAUGGACACCCGCAUGCAACUGGCCCACAUCUGCUACAGCCCUGAUUUUGAGAAGCUGAAGCCAGCGUACUUGGAAGGGCUCCCUGAGAAGAUGAAGCAGUACUCACAGUAUCUGGGGAAGAGGCCCUGGUUUGCGGGGGACAAGCUCACCUAUGUGGAUUUCCUGGCCUAUGAUGUCCUAGAUCAGAAUCGCCUGUUUGUUCCCACCUGUCUGGAUGCUUUCCCAAACCUGAAGGACUUCAUGGCCCGUUUUGAGGGCCUGAAGAAGAUCUCUACCUACAUGAAAUCCAGCCGCUAUCUUCCAAAGCCCGUAUAUGCAAAGAUGGCGCUAUGGGGCAACAAGUAG